AUGAUGGCAACUACAAUUAAAGGUGUUCCAUGGCUUGGACAAUCUGCAGCUUAACAGGUGUAUGGUAUUCAAAGCAUGCUUCGUUGUUUGCCUAGGUUACUCAUGUCAAGCCCAGGUGUCAGGUUUCAGCGUGGUAAUAAAUCUCCGGGAUACAUUCCCCGCUGCACACAUUAGAUUCGGUCCGGAGUAGAUGAAUGGAAUAAUUAAAACAAGUCGUCCAAUGUGAGCAGUUGGAUGUAGUUUUGACCCAAGUGCAUGUUUGAAUAAUGGGUUAAAACCGCUGAACAUCGAAUGUGACACUGAUGUUGGACGCAUAUAGCGUUCAUUAUAGCUGGUGUGGACAGACUGUCGCCGUCCAGGAGUAGAACCCCACCGCCCCCCAUGUACUGUGCGUGAGGCCAUAAAACAGGACUUCGUCGAUUUCAAGAUGGCGGUGUCCCGUGUGGUCCGCCAGCUGCGGUACUGCCACGACAACCCUGACGAGUACAAACUUUGUGACAAUCAGAUUUGUGUGCCAGUCGACCGAGAGUGCCCAUGUGACCUGGAGCAGUUCCAGUGUCUAGACGGCCGCUGUCUACAUCCAAGUCUCCUAUGCGACGGCAACUUAGACUGCCUCAAUGGCGAGGAUGAGACAAUAUGCAAAUCCUCUCCUACAUCCGAUAAAGAUGUUAAUCCCCCAACCUCAGUGAUAGCCGGCGUGUGUAUCGCCAUCAUCGUCGUCACCCUCGCCGUCAUAGCGGUGCUGGUGUUCCUCAGACGCCGGCGACUGCGGUCCCUGCAUCGAGAGUCAGGUUCUGAACCCCUUCAAAGUGGCGCAUCCAGCAGCGAUCCCUCCACCGAGACUGAACACACAAGUGACAGCGACGCCUACAGAGUCGUGCCUAAAGAAGACAUCGUGGUGGAUGACUUUUCAGAUUUCGCUGAUGCGCUGUGUACAUCAACACCCAGACCGGAUAUCCGGCGGCAAGUACAUCCGGGUCAAGGUCGUCAAGGGGCGAUAAAAGCGUCUAUGUUGAUGGCGGUGACGUGACGCUACACUGGCUUUAGGUCUGGUUACUAUCUUUGAUAUUUAUUCAAGUUAUGCAGUUGUAUGACCCGAAAAAUACCACAUAAUCAACAAUGCUGCUCUGUCAAAUGCUACCAUGGGUGGUGAUGUUUGACACGAGUAAACCAUGACUAUGACUAUGACAUAUUUAGUGCUGAGUUCGAUCGAAACGAACGACUUCCUACCAAAACAAGCUGUUAUCGAUUGCCAUGGAAACUACCAUGCUGUGUUUUCCCCAAAUGGGUACAAUGUGGGAAGCCAAUUUAUGAUGAACCGAGUCUUGAUACUGCUAAAAUAUUUCUAAAAGCGGCGUAAAAUGAUACUCACUCACCCAUUGUGCUGAUAUUAGUUAAGACUACUCUUCAUCCAUUGUCAGUAUCCCUUCGUGUUACCAAUGUUUUACAAACAAUCUAUGUUACAUUUCGUUAAGUGUUUGCAAAUAAUAACGAUUUUGAAUACAUGAUGUACAUCAUGUAAUUUAAAAAUGAGAAAGUGUUGGACCAAUACUUGAUUUCUAUUGACGGGCGUGUGGAAAAUGUGUAGCACUUGUCAUGUAUCUUCUCAGUUUGACACGAGAAACGUCCAACGUCCAAUCUUGGUACUAUUUUAUAUCGUCGCUAACAAAUUUAUGCUAUUUAAUGUUUCGAGAUGAAAUAUGUGGUUUACACUGAAGAUCAAACACCAGACUUUCACUGUUGCCUGAUCAUGAAGACAUACCCCAAGGUUAUAACGUCAAACGUUUGUUGACGCUGAGGUUACACAAUGCUGAAUGAGAGAAGUGUGUAAACAUUUUGAUAUGGUGUUUAUUUUUGUUAGGAAACAAAUAAAACUGUUCAUAUUCAACAUG
Messenger RNA from Haliotis rufescens (red abalone), 1892 nucleotides. Its product is annotated as SCO-spondin-like. Gene Ontology annotation, molecular function: protein binding. The transcript has 6 exons. The record is from RefSeq and is a predicted model, not a curated record. Bases 428 to 1030 code for a protein of 200 amino acids. Lineage: Eukaryota; Metazoa; Mollusca; Gastropoda; Lepetellida; Haliotidae.